This is a messenger RNA of Nicrophorus vespilloides, 4322 nucleotides long. RefSeq names its product unconventional myosin-IXa (gene dachs). NCBI's taxonomy places the organism in Eukaryota, Metazoa, Arthropoda, Insecta, Coleoptera, Silphidae. The record is from RefSeq and is a predicted model, not a curated record. The transcript has 7 exons. The coding region runs from base 682 to 4005 and encodes 1107 amino acids. Gene Ontology annotation, cellular component: myosin complex; actin cytoskeleton; vesicle. Gene Ontology annotation, biological process: actin filament organization; vesicle transport along actin filament. Gene Ontology annotation, molecular function: ATP binding; cytoskeletal motor activity; actin filament binding.
GUAUUGUUGAUAAUCAAUCACGAAAAAUAAGAACCGAAGAACGCGCACGACAAAAAAAAAUAAUAACACGAAAAAAAUAUAGACUAAAGAAAAUCCCCCCACCACCACGCAAACACGCACUUCCGGUUUUUAUUUUUUGGCAUCCGGUUAAAAAAUAAUUUUGAAAAGAAUUACAAAAGUUUUGCGCGAAAAUGUUGAGUAUGUAAGAAGGAUGUACUGUACGCGAAGUUAAGUUUUCGUUGUUGUUUGAGGAAGUUCGCGUCUCACAGGCAUGGCACCCGGACACGGAAAAAGGAUAAUCAGUGGUUGCGUAACCGGCGCGGCCUCCUGUGCCCAUUAAUUAGGAUCUUCGGAGCGCGAUGAUUUACAUUCGUCGUUUCAGUUACCAACUUGUUGUUUGUUCUUCGUUUUAGGCGCAGCGUUUGGGAACUCCCUUGGAAGUGGUUUUCUGUGUUCGAAAUGGUUUUCUGUGCGGAAUAAUGCGUUGCGGUUUGUGUGUGUGUGCAUGUGUGUCGUUUUCGUAUUACGCUUUUCGUUCUUUUUUCUUGUUGAGACUUCGAGCACCGUAAGAGUAGUUUCGUGUUUGUUGAUAGAGAGGAGAGCAAAGAAGCUGAGCUCUCCGAAGAAAGGGGGACUUCGGAGACAUCCUUGCUCUCUGGUGAAGAUGCAACCUCCUGCAGCAUGCUCCUGCCGGACGAGACCUACGAACAGAGUGCGGUCGCUGCAGGACACCUGCUCGCCGUCCUCCGGGUCUACGACGAUUUCCUCGCUCGACACAGGAUCCGGCCCGAGUUUUUCUGCAGAUACCGAGAGAAGGAAGCGUUACAGAAGAGGCUCAGCAAAGUAGUCGAGGCGGCGUCGAAGAGCAGCAGCCGGAGCAGCCGAAGCAGGAAUUCCAGCUCGCAAGAUGCGUCCUCCUCAAAUGAAGCCGUUCACCUGCAACAACGUUUGCGUAGCCUCAGCAGCGAGCUGGUCACGCUGCGAAAUAGGCUGCACGUGCAGGGCUCUCCCGCGACCCCGCUGAAAGGGUCGACGGGGGCGCUGGGUCCGGGUCAGCUGCAGACCCAGACUCAAACCCCGACCCAACAGCAACCUCAGCAGCAGCAGCAAUCACAGCAACAGCAGCAGCAACAUCAGGUCCAGGUGCAGAGCCCAGCCCAGCCGGUUGUUCCUCCGCGUACCGCUACGAUCGUGUCUUCGGCAGCAGCGGCGGCGGCUGCGGCGACAUCACCGCCUGUGGUCCACUCCGUGCCCGAGCCACGUGUCCAUCUGCCGACUGCCGGGGCAGAUCUCGAAGACCUCAUACAUCUCGAAGGGCCCCUCACCGAGGAUGCGGUCAUGAAGUGCCUGCAGGCACGCUUCGCCUCUUCCAGCUUCUACACGAACGUCGGCCCGAUCUUGCUUUGCGUCAACCCCUACCGCGACGUCGGAAAUCCCUUAACCUUGAGCAGCACAAGAGGUUUGGCCCUCAGUUCUCAGCUCAAUAGGGUCGUUCAGGAAGCUGUCCGCCAGCAAUCAGAAACGGGUUAUCCACAAGCCAUCAUCCUUUCCGGAACCAGCGGAUCGGGUAAAAGCCAUGCAUCCAUGCUGCUUCUUCGACAACUUUUUGCCGUAGCCGGCGGCGGCCCCGAGACCGACGCCUUCAAGCAUUUGGCCGCUGCCUUCACUGUUCUGCGGUCGCUGGGCUCGGCGAAGACCGCGACGAAUUCGGAGUCGAGCAGGAUCGGUCAAUUCAUCGAGGUUCAAGUAACGGACGGCGCUCUGUACAGGACCAAAAUACAUUGUUACUUUCUCGACCAGACGCGGGUUAUUCAACCACUGCGAGGUGAGAAGAAUUACCAUAUAUUUUAUCAAAUGCUGGCCGGACUCUCUUCGGAGGAGAGAACGAAACUGAACCUAGAUGGAUGUACUCCGUCCACAUUGAGGUAUCUUCAAAACGGCGACACCAGACAGGACAUGACCGAGGAUUCAAAUAGGUUUCAAGCGUGGAAAACUUGUUUGGGAAUUUUAGGAAUUCCAUUUUUGGACGUAGUGCGGGUUUUAGCAGCUGUCCUACUAUUAGGCAAUGUACAAUUCAUCGACGGCAAAGGCUUAGAAGUCGACGUUAAAGGUGAAACUGAAUUAAACGCGGUGGCCGGUCUCCUCGGGGUCUCUGGAGCAGCUCUCUUCAGAGGUUUAACCUAUAGAACUCACAACGCCCGAGGUCAACUAGUUAAGUCUGUUUGUGAUGCAAAUAUGUCGAAUAUGACCAGAGACUGCUUAGCGAAAGCGCUUUAUUGUAGAACCGUAGCUACCAUAGUGAGGAGAGCUAACAGUCUGAAGAGGCUAGGUUCAACCUUAGGAACUUUGAGUUCGGAUUCCAACGAGUCCGUGCAUAACCAAGCAGAAGUUACAAGCCAGCACGCUUCAACCAUAGGCGGCACAAACGCCGGAAGCAAAUCUAUGGCCGCUCUGAACAACGCCGUCCGUCACGCCACGGACGGUUUCAUUGGGAUUUUAGACAUGUUCGGAUUCGAAGAUCCUAAGCCGAGUCAGCUGGAGCAUUUGUGUAUCAACCUGUGCGCUGAAACGAUGCAGCACUUCUAUAACACACACAUCUUUAAAUCCAGCAUAGAAUCUUGCCGAGAUGAAGGUAUUAAUUGCGAAGUCGAGGUGGAUUAUGUAGAUAACGUGCCGUGCAUCGACUUGAUAUCAUCUCUGCGCACCGGAUUGCUCAGUAUGCUAGACGUGGAAUGUUCGAUCAGAGGCACGGCCGAGUCUUACGUUGCUAAAAUCAAAGUUCAGCAUAAGCACAAUAUGCGUCUGUUCGAUCCGAAACCUUUAGAGCCGCGCCUCUUCGGAAUCCAACAUUUUGCUGGGCGGGUCGUAUAUGACGCCUCGGACUUUUUGGACACCAACAAAGACGUAGUUCCCGAUGACCUGGUGGCCGUGUUCUACAAGCACAGCUGCAACUUCGGCUUCGCAACUCAUCUCUUCGGCAGCGAGCUAAAAGCCCUGUACUCCGUUGAGAAUGUCCCCCGAGGAGUGAGCUUCAGGAUUUCGCCAACAUCGCAUACGGAUUUGCUGAACGGUGACGAGCCGGUCUCAACGCUGACGCAAGAUUUUCACACACGACUCGAUAAUUUAUUAAGAACUUUGGUUCACGCGAGGCCUCAUUUCGUGAGGUGCAUUCGCAGUAACUCUCAAGAGACUCCGAACCGAUUCGAUCGCGGAACAGUCGUGCGCCAAAUUCGGUCCCUCCAGGUCUUGGAAACUGUUAAUCUGAUGGCGGGCGGCUAUCCGCACAGAAUGAGAUUCAAAGCCUUCAACGCCCGCUACAGACUCUUGGCUCCCUUCGCCCGGUUGCAUCGUACCGAAGAAAAGGUCACGGAUGAUUGCCAUUUGAUCCUCCAGCACGUCGUCGACCUCAUAUCGAAGCAACACAAUCCAGCCGUUUCCAUGAGUUGGGCCUUGGGCAAGAGGCACAUAUUUCUGAGCGAAGGCAUUCGCCAGCAUUUAGAGAACCUCAGAACGGAGACCAGGCAAAAGUCGGCAACGUUAAUUCAAGCCACCUGGAGAGGGUGGAGAUGUCGUUACCGAUGGGCCAACAUACGCAGAGAGAAGGUGCAGCAAACUAUUAACCGUACGAAUGCGAGCGGUGCUCGUCCCCGUCCUCAACCAAUUGCAGGAACGCCUCCCCCUGAUCCAACGGAAAAAUGCGACCAAAAGAUAAUACAACAGACGUGCAAUUUGUUUGGAUUAGAUUUGGAGAGGCCACCCCCAGUUCCUCCCAGUCGCUCGUACACGGUGGCAGGAAAUACCAAGUUAGGUUACCCGCAAACAAGAAUGAUGAAAAUGUCUUUCCCUGAAGAUGUUAACUCAGAUGGACCUGUCCUCAUCAAAGGCGAAACCGUGCUAGUUGUCGGCGCCUCGCACAGACGAGGCCAUCUUGUUGUCGAACAUAAACAUUGUACACUGCACGUGCCUUUCCAGUUCCUCGAACUGAAACAAAGUGUAAACAUUUAAUCUUGCCAAAACCUUGAAUUCUGUAUAUAGCUUCCCUUCAACUUCAACCUAAAACCUAUUUGGUUGAAUACACGUAGAUGAAUUAUUUAUAUUUUAUUCGCUUCAGUUUAUAUUUAUAAGAGAAGAAAAUCGACUGCCAUAACCGAUUUUAAGAAAAAGUUCUAUUAUUUUAUAUUUAUAUAAUAUAUUUAAAUCAGAUUCCCCAUUCAAUGAUGAAACACUAGAUUAUUAUAAUUAUCUUGUACAAACUCGUUUUAAGUUUAAGUUUUAAAUUUCUAAAAAAAAGAAUAAUAAGAAUAAACAUCGAGAAUCAAAUC